Ooceraea biroi (clonal raider ant) is the source of this 7102-nucleotide messenger RNA. Its product is annotated as probable serine/threonine-protein kinase DDB_G0282963. The record is from RefSeq and is a predicted model, not a curated record. NCBI's taxonomy places the organism in Eukaryota, Metazoa, Arthropoda, Insecta, Hymenoptera, Formicidae.
GUCGGCAUUUCGGUAACGCGAGUUUUUAGUACGGUGAAGUUACGUCGCUGCAUCAAACAUCAAACUGCGGUCGAAACUGUACAUAGGACGAUCGCACGCGAGACGCCAUAUUGAGAGAGGCGAGUGUUGACCGAAUGUGCGGCUCAGGUGUUUACGCGGUUUCAGAUAAGAGCCGAGCUAACUGCAAAUCGAUCUUAUAUCUUUCGUCUGGAAUACUACGCACCGUGCACCGUAACGUGUACGCUAUUUAACGCGUAUUUGUGCUGACAUGAGCGGCAGCGACGGCGAGGACGGUCGACGUGAGAGGACCACCAUCGCCACUACCACCGGGGAAAGCGGUGUGGCCGCGAUGGGUGACAAUAGUCGAGCGAUAGCUGUGAAACAGUGCACCGAUGGCGGGAUUCCGUGUGGCGGCAUCGUUAGUACUCACAAUGAUUCCGUGCGAACGUGCCGAGACGGAGGUGCACCGAAUGACUGUGACGACGAGAACACGCGCGUCUCCUCCGUAGCCGAAUCUACCGGGUGCACAACAACCAACCAAGCUGUAAUUGAUGCAUUUAUUAGGGGUGCAAGAACAGCUAAUAUAGAUCGGUGUAAUAUGUCUCGAAGAAAUACCGAUGCACUUGCCAAGUUGUAUUCGCCUACAGUAGCAGUCGACAGCUUGUCACGUCAUGGAAAAGAAUCUUGUUCCUGUGAUACUUAUAAAAUUAAACGAGACAUGUUUCGGGAGGAGCUGCAGAAGGCUAUGAAGUUUCAGAAUUUGUGGAUUGAACUGCGACAGCAUAUACGAACUGCUUUUAAUACCGCUCUGGAAGCAGCGCGUGUAUCUGAUUCUUCGCAGUGUGACAGAUUACCUAUGAUUAAUACGCACGAUACUGUUAUUCAAUUAUGCAAAAUGGAUCCUCAUCAACUGUUUAUGAAAUUAGUGAGUCAGGCGCAAGAGUUUGUGGUGGAAGUAAAAGUCCGUUUGUUCGCUCUUCUGCAUGAUCAACAUGCAAACAAUCUAGCAGAAAUUUUUCUUACUGAUCUUUUGGAUGACUAUGAUGCCCUUGUCUCGACAGCGACUGAAAUUUCUGAAUUAGUAAAGCCAUUGAAAGAGUACCUCUUCAAGUUUAAUUUAACGUGGGAUUGUUUUAUCAAAAAAUUGUAUCAGAUCUAUGUAUAUAAUGACGCUCUAGUACAAAAUAACGUAUCCACGUUCUUCCGUCAGGUAAAAGAACUCGAGUCGUUAAAAACCGUGAGUUACGAACGUCUUGUCGACAGAUGUUUAACCUUUAAGGAUGAGAUGAAAAGAAUUAGUAAUUUAUGGCUCGAGACGGAGUCUUGGAUGGAUAAGUAUAAUGCAGAACAAGCCGUUCGUAUGACAAGGCUCAGACAAAUCAGGGAAGCCUGGGAAUUAUUCACGGCAACGCGCAAACUUAUGGAGCACAGCAUGUUGAACAAGGCGUCCGAUAUCGGGAGCGAGAUGCAGGAAAUACAUGGUCAAUUCUCGUCGCUUAUCGCGCAUACGUCUGGCAGUGAUAGCCGGUCCUUGAGUCCAACGUUGGACUUGAGUUCGGAUUCCAUGGCUGUGCCACCGAGCAUAGAGAUAGUUCAAAUAUUGUUAGAUGAUUGGAAUAAAGCUCAGCAUCAGAAGCUAGCGGACAUAGCAGGGGCGUUGACCGCCAACGAAAUGGACGCUCGACUGGGCGAUUGUUAUGAUAAAGCCAACCGUUACAAUUAUGCGCGUGCAACGUGUCAGUUGGCGCAAUACGCCAUUAGAUCGAUUAGGACUUGCAGUGAUGAUUCCGAUAACAUAGCGAAUAGAGAUGAAAAUAGAAAAAGAUGUGAUUGCCGCACGUGCAGUGAAACAGCAGUAGAUAGUACGGAUACAGAACACAAGAUUGAAAAUGUUGAGAAUAUUGAAAGGAAAGAUACAAAUUCCUUUUUAUCCUUCAGCAAUGGCUUUCCAGAAGGUUCCACGAAUUGUACGGUGACUCAAGUUAAGAAGAAAACGGACAAUUCGAACGAUAAAGAGAAAAAGAGAAAAGACACGCACGAUACCUCGCAUAAAGAAACAAAGAACGGAAGUUCGAAACACCAAUCAGAACCCGAACCUUGUUCGUGCGUUUUUGAACACGCACGGGAAAUGGCGGAAAAGAAAAAAGAAGUUUCGGAAAACCCGCCCUGUCCUUGCCUGCUGAACUCGAGGCGCAAGUGGAACACGUGCCCUUGCUUGAAUAAAUCUAUACCCGGGACAGUAAUGACCAACAGUUGUCCUAAAGCAAUAUCGCCCAUUUCCGUGACAAAGACUGCUCCAGAGUCGUGCAAGAAAUCUGUCGUGAAGACCGGUUUAACGCAAUCCGCACAAACUCAAACAAGACACUCGACGACACAAACGCCGAGCACGGCUCAUAAUCACAACGCGCAUCAGGGUAGGUGUAAUGCUCACUCGCACGUUCACAACCCGUUGUCGGAUUUGAAAAACACAGUUCCGUCGCAUCCGAGACUUCACUCGCUUAAUCAUACAUCGCACGCCUGUCACAAGCAAGCCAAUGUUGAGUACAUCAAGAGGGUAUCGUGUAAUGAUAUGAGCUCUGGCGAUUGUUCAGACUCUGGAAGCAGUCAAGAGGACUCGUGCUCUACUAGUAGCUCUGCGCAAAGGGACACUAAUACGAGACAUUGUGACUGUUGCUAUUGCGAGGUUUUUGGCCACGGGAUGCCGCCAGUCGCACCGGUAAGUCGGAACUACAAGGAAACACGGGAACGAUUGCGGCAGCUUCUGACGAAAAAGAAAGCGAGAAAAUGUAAAGCCGCUGAUUGUAGUCCGCCGAAAAGCCCAUCGGAGUCGUCGACUCCCAACACCAAUCUCGAAUCCAAGGUCAUGACAAAUUCGAUUCCUAGAUCAAACACCCCAAUUUUGACAACGCCGACAGUCCAGCAUGAUCAACGCGAUCAACGAGAUUUAGAGGAGCUGUUAGAAUUCAUCGAGGGUAAUCAAAGCGGAAAGAAGGAUAAUAACAAGAAAGCCGAAAAGAAAGCGAGACAGAAACAACGAAAGCUCGAAGAAAAACUAAAAAAAGAUAGACAAGAAGUGGAGAAACAAAAGUUGAUAGAAUUACAGAAAAAGACACCAGAGGUGACGAUUACCGUCGUAGAUCCCCAGAAGCCCAUACCUCCGAGACUGUUCCCUCAAUGUAAUUUACCAGAAGUUUCGAUUUUGCCAACAUCGUCGUCGGCAUCUGCACCUGUAUCUGCAUUAAAACAGUUACAAAAUAGAAAAAAAGACAAGCAAGAAGUAUCUAGUAAUAGUAGUAAUAGCAGUAGUAAUAAUAGUAUUAGUAAUUUGAAUAACAAGACAAAAACGACGUCUGCAAAUUUAAAUGCAAAAAACAAAAGUAUUAAUGGUACGGACAAGUAUGAAGCACGUAGUACGAAUAACAAUCAAGGAAAUAAGAGUAAUGCGAAGAGUGAUAAAGCUGAGAGCAAUAAAAGCAGUAGGUCGCUUCCAAGUAUUAAUAACGCGUGUACAAAAAGUAAUAGCUCGAGCAAUAAUGUGGAUAAGUUAUCCGACGUCGACUUGCUCGAUAAAAAGUUAACGAAAAAGGAGAGGAAAAAAUUGAAGAAAGAAAUGAAGAAGCUGGAAGAAGCUAAGACGAAGGAAGCCGAGAAUACGACGCAAACGGAAUCACAACCUCAAAUAGUCACCAUUAGGAGGGAAAUGAAUUCUAAUAAUGCCGAACCUACCGUCACGAUCACGUUGAAAGGUCAGACCCCGGCUGAGGAUAAGGUUCUGUUCACUUUGGUGAACGGACAAACUAAAGAACCUUCCCACAAAACGGACCAAGAGCAAAGCCAAAGCAAUAGUGGAAAAAAGAAAAAAGUUAAAACAAAUAAUAAUAAUAAUAAUAAUAAUAAUAAUAAUCCCUUGCAACAGGGAAAUAAGUUACAGCAGUCAAAUAAUUCGAAACAACAGACAACGUCACAGGCUAAGAUCUGCGAUAAUAAGAAUUUGAAACAGCAAACGAAUAAUGAAAAGUCAAAAACGAAUAAACAAACGGACGAUAAAAAAAUUCAACAGCAAAGUGUUAGCGAGACCAAAAUUUCCAAGUCGAAGAAAAACAAAAAGAGUACAGAGAACAAGGAGAACGUGUUGCAGCAGCAGAACACGGUGAACAAGUCAAAGAAUCAACAGAAUGUGACUAGUAAAAAACAAAGUAAAGCGAGUACGCCUCCUCAGACGCCGGUAUCGCAAAAACAGCAGCAGAAUCAGAAUAUCACAAACGAAUCCGCGGCUAAUAAGAAAGGAAAGAAACAACAGCAGCAGCAGCAACAACAACAACAAGAUAAAAGUCGAUCAAAUGCCAGUAAGAAUAGUAAAAAUAUUAAUAGUAAUAACGCGAGCAAUAAGAAUGUAUCGACUAAGAAUGAACCGCAGAAGAACGUAAAUAAAAUAAAUCAAACUCCUACAAAUAAGCAACGUGCGCCUGCAGAGAUUCAACCGUGCACCGAACGAGUCAGCUCACCAUCUCUUAGCAGCCAACUUAAAGACAUGGGUCCGUACUCCAAGAUUAAUAUCGAAGAUUUGAAAUUACCGCCAGGUAUUACUAUCACGAAGGUCGACGCGCCGCCAAAACCGCUCCCAAUCAGGACAAGUCCGUUACCGAAACCGGUGCAUCCUCCAAAACAAACUACCCUUUUCGCUGCGUCGAUGAAUGGCAUGCAAUCGAGCUACGCAAGCCCUCAAGCCGGCGGAAACGUCAUAGUAGUGGACACGGGCAAGCUCAAGCAAGACUUACUACCGAAAGCCAAUGAGAAAGAUGUAUCGAAGGAUCCGCAAUCUCAGAAUACAAUUACUAGCAAGAAAAAAAAAAAGAAGAAGAAGAAGAAUAAUAAUACGGGCAAUACAGCUUCGACAUCGCUGAUGCAAAAUAAUGACACGUUUGCGAACGAACAUGUAAUGGAUGAACCUGCACGGAUACUGCACAAUCCUGGCACGAAUAUGGUGACUAUUAGAAAUCCAUCAUUCGGUCCGAUGAAAGUGCCACCGACGCAGCAGGCAGCCAUCAUCAAAGUGUCGGAGAAUGGCAUGGUGACGAUCCGAAGUCCAGCCUUGCAGCAGGCGAUCAAUGCAGGUUUGGCCUCACCAUCCAAACCCGAUUACAUCGUCAAAGGUGACUUGUCGACAUCAUCGACGAGCAGAACAUCGGCAUUGUCCGAUAAUACGCUGAACGUUAAGCACGCGAAUGGCGUUAUUCCGUCGAGCUUGGCGGAGUUGCGCAGCCGGUUUAUGACACAGUCACAGUACGCGUCGCCCUUGUCUGCGCUCGCCAACAUUAGCAUCAGCAAGGUGACGAAUGGCCAGCCAAUACCGGAAAAUGGCAUCAAUCUUAAGGGUACUAGCGUCACUCUGACGAAGGUCAGACCUGAAGCGACGGAUAUGGAGAGCGCGCGACAGGCAAAGAAUGGCACGAUAAAGGAAGCGGCAAUAAAUGCCGCCUCGAUAGCGACCAACAGCGGCAGCGGCGGCGGCAGCAGCAGCAGCGGCAGCGGCGGUGGCGGCAAAAGCAAGAAAAAGAAAAAGCGUGGAAGCAGCACAAGGCAGUGUGAGGAUGACUGGAACCUCGUUGAUUCAUCGCACUGACGACGACUAUUUCUUUUGCUUCGUAUCCGGACAAGGCGUUAGGACUGCGUCGCGUUAGGACAAGACGUACAGGUUGUCUGCUAGAUCGAUUUUUCGAAUACCGGAUGAAAGAGAUGCACUCGAGAAUUGGCCUCCAAGAGUUCGUGUCCGGAAGAGAAAUAAACCAAUGGCCAGUGAGCACUAUCUUUUCUUUAUUUUCUUUUCGCAUUUGUCUCGCGUGAAACUCUCUCAUUUCGAGUACACCAUUCUUUUCGAGUCACUUCCGCUAAGUGCGACUCAUUUCUUUUUUAUUUGUAGUUACGAACGAUCUGUCCCAUGAGCGUAGAAUGAAUAGUUUCUAGUAUUUAAAUUUAAGCAUGAGCGCUCUUUUAGAUCUUGAAAGAGAGAGAGAGAGAGAGCGCGGAAAAGAGAGUUUAACAUACUUCCACAAUAGCAGAUUAUUUUAAAUAUUAGUACCGAGCGAUAGAUAGAAGUGAUUAAACAAAUAAUCUAUAGGUUUACAUCAACUAUGAGCACAACACAACGUACAUGGAAUUUCAUUGUGAUAGGUGAUACACGAAUGUGAUAUUAGUAUUUAAUAUACGUUUGUAGCAGUAUUUAAUAUAUUUUUAAUAUAUAAUAUAUUAUAAUCUAAAAUUAAACAGCAAGUUUCUUUUUAUAACUUAUUAUACUCUUUUUCCUUUUGGUCGAAAUAGUUUUUCAAAAUGCUGCAUGAAUAUGGGUAGUCAUCUUUACUCAUUUUCCUAUUCUUGCCUUUCAACAUGUUGGAAAUUGCUAUGAUUUUUUACUGUCUAUGUCAUAAAUUUAAAACAGACAGACUAGCUUUAAUAAAUUCUUUCUUAAAUGACUUUUAUUAAAUUGAAUUUUGUCAAGGAGAAGCUUCUUAAAUUGCAAAACACAUGACAAAACAUAAAAGUAUGGCUCGUUCAUUAACAAUUCUUUUUGAUACAGCUCUUAUUGUUAAUGAAAUGCAAUAUUGGAUAACAUAAAAGGGCACAAUUAUCUCUCACGCGAGUUAUCAACGGCACGAAAGAUUUAGAAAACGUUGACGCGAAUAUCGCUCCCUUCGUUUUCGCUCUCUGUGGGUUGCGUGUAGCACGUGCACAUCUUUUGAUUCACAUUCAGAUAAUAUUAUAAAUGUAGCACAAUGCCAUAGUUCACUCUUUCUUCUCAUUUAUUUGAUUACUUCUACCCAUACCACACAGCACAGUACGUAUUCUUGAUAAAGGAAAAAGUAAGAGGAGAAAAAAGAAGUAUGCAGCAGAUUUUGCCACUCAUUACCACGCUCACAGGCGGAUCACUAGUAUACCCAGUAUUCAGAGCGUGUCUUUUACAGAGAGCGUAUUCAGGCCGAAAGAUAUAGAGGACGGAGAGAUGGACGAUGCCGAGCGCGAGUUGGAAGCUUUCAAGAGGUUUUGCUUCCAAUCUGUGCCGCCGCGCCGCAAAGAAAAGGUCAAUCUCAAUAUCAAAGACAUCGUA